AUGACUUCAACAAGACUUCCCAACUUACUCUCUUUACUACUAUUCCUCUCAGCAAUUCUUGAUUUUCCGGCCACCACGACAUCACAAGAGUGCCCAUAUCCGUGUUAUCCGCCACCAACCGGCCCCGGAAACAACCCUCCAGUGGCCACAACACCACCAUCUCCACCAGUUGUCACCACUGCCCCACCGACGUCGUUCUCUCCCCCAGCUUUCACCACCCCUCCUGCUGGUUACUUUCCAUAUAAUCCUCCAUCACCAGACUCUUUUAACGGAGUUACGCCACCGCCGCCCGAGCCAAUACUGCCGUGGUUCCCAUAUGUUUACAGAAGGCCACCUCAUCAAGAUCAGUCAUCAUCAACCGCUCUGAUUCAAGGAUCGAGAACCAUGAUCAUCAUAUUGCCUCUGCUUGUUCUUGUUUUUUGUAUUGUCUGA
Molecule: messenger RNA, 432 nt
Organism: Fraxinus pennsylvanica
Lineage: Eukaryota; Viridiplantae; Streptophyta; Magnoliopsida; Lamiales; Oleaceae
Source: the annotation of a GenBank genome assembly